AUGGACAACAAAUUUGUUGCGUCUCUUAUAGAGAGACAGGACACACCUUUAAGAACAAGACCAGCAUCGCCAUAUACGUUGAACCCGCCAAUUGAGGCGGAUGGUCUGUCUUGGCCCAGUCCUGGUGCUAGGGUUCGCACCGACGAGACCGAAGAUGAGCAACAGAAGCGUGUGGAUCGUAUAGCCGAUGCCGUUAAGGUAAUUUUGGGCGAAUUGGGCGAAGACCCGAGUAGAGAAGGAUUACUGGACACACCACAGCGAUACGCAAAGGCCAUGGUAUACUUCACCAAGGGCUACCAGGACAAUAUCUUGAAUGACGUGAUAAAUAACGCGGUGUUUGAGGAAGACCACGACGAAAUGGUGAUUGUCCGCGACAUCGAGAUCUACUCGCUAUGUGAGCAUCAUUUGGUGCCAUUCUUCGGCAAGGUGCAUAUUGGGUACAUUCCUAACAAAAAAGUGUUAGGUCUCAGCAAACUCGCGCGGUUGGCAGAGAUGUAUGCGCGCCGUUUGCAAGUACAAGAAAGACUUACCAAACAGAUCGCAAUGGCCCUGAGCGAAAUUUUGAAACCUCGCGGUGUCGCUGUGGUGAUCGAGGCCACCCACAUGUGCAUGGUGUCGCGCGGUAUUCAAAAGACGGGAUCUUCUACCGUUACAUCUUGCAUGCUUGGAUGCUUCAGAGGCGCGCACAAAACUAGGGAAGAGUUCCUCAAUCUUUUGAGCAAGCGCAGCAUAUGA
Molecule: messenger RNA, 735 nt
Organism: Lachancea mirantina
Lineage: Eukaryota; Fungi; Ascomycota; Saccharomycetes; Saccharomycetales; Saccharomycetaceae
Source: the annotation of a GenBank genome assembly